AUGGCACAGCCUAGAGCAUCUACCGACGAGGAGAACGCUCCUCUCCUUGAUAACCCCGAUUCAUCCCCUUCUCAAUCACCGCUCAAAGCGAUAUUCUCACCUUCGCGACCACUCACGCUUUUAGAGAAAGCCUUGGGUGCUCUCGCGGUCGUCCUUUUGUUACUAGCAAGUGUCUUCGUUGGAUUGUUCGCUGGAGCAGAAGGAUCCCUCAAUAAAGAGAAAGGGAAACACGGUAAAGUAGAAUGGAAGACUGAAUAUAUAACCUCUACAAAGACUGCUACCACCACAAACUACGGUACAACUACCACAAGUCCUUCUCCUACUGGUAUACCAGAUAAGAAUCUUUGUCUUACUCCUGAAUGUGUUAUUCUAUCUUCAUCAAUCCUACAAUCACUCAACCAAUCUGUUGAUCCUUGUGAAGAUUUCUAUGAGUUUGCCACUGGAGGUUGGGCCGCUUCACACUCUAUUCCGGCUGAUAGAGGUUUAUACGGUGCUUUCAAUGAAGUGAACGACAACAACAAGAAAAUCCUCAUCAAAGUACUUGAUUCCAUCCCAUCUGAAAGGCCAAAAAAGGAUGCUAGUGCAGAAGAACAGAAUUUGGCUAAAUUGAAGGCUGUCUACAACAGUUGUAUCAACAUUGAACAUCUCAAUGAUGUUGGUCGAAAACCACUCGUCGAACUUGCGGAUCACAUCAUUCAUAUCUUUGGCGAGUUUGAUAUUGAUUCCAUUUCUCCUUCCGAAGUGUUUGACCAAUCAUACGAAUGGACGGGAACAUAUGACGAGUCUUACUCCCUUCCAAUCGAGCUUGUCGCUGCCGCUGAAAGGAGUGAAAAACUCCAAGAAGCUAAGAAAAAGGGGGCCGCACAUUGGGAAAUCCCUACGCCUAAAGAACCUAGUGUACAAGAAUUCUAUCAGUACAGACCUAAUGAAGAGAGGGAAAAGCGAAUCACCAAUACUCUCGCUUGGCUUCAUUCCAGAGGUGUACAAGGUCUUGUUAACUUUGAGAUUGAAGGCGAUGCUGGGGGUGAAGAUUCUCAAGUCCAGAGUUUAUGGUUAUAUCAGGCUUUCGGUGGUCUCCCUUCCAAGGAGUAUUACGAAGAGAAACCAAUCCUCGACUUGUAUCAAUCUGUCAUAUCUGGUAUCCUCACCGACCUAGCUGAACAUACUUCCGUUCGUCAAAAAGACGAGAAGCGUGACCUGUUAUCUGAUCUCGAAAUCGCAAUGGAGUCAGGUCAAGCGGAAGCCCAAGGUUUGAUUGAAGAAUUACUUGAUGUUGCCGAAGACGAGAGCUGGCCUUGGCCUUGGCCUGGAGAUGACAGAAAAGGUGAUGGCAAUGGUACUGGUGAUAAAGAUGGAGGGAAAACUACCAAGGAACCAGUCGACGAACGAAUGGAUAAACUCGCUUCUCAGGUUGUUCAUUUCGAAAGAGAACUUAUGAGAGCAGGUGCCGAUCCUGAAUACCUUUUCAACCCUCAUUACGCAUAUAACCCUUAUUCAACCAAAACCGUUUCAAAGAUGUUGCCUUUCCUUGAUAUCCCAACUUAUCUAUCAAGUUUCGCACCAAGAUCUUUCCCCGCAAAUAUCACCGUCACCCAUCCACCAUACUUGAAAAGCGUUACCAAUCUCAUUGACAAAACUCCCGAUCAUGUUCUUUCGGGAUACUUCGUCACUCGAUUAGCUCUUACCUACGCCGGUGCUUUAGGUCCUAAAGUCACUAUUCGUCAAGAGAAGAAGAGACUCGAGGAUGUUCUCAAAGGAAUCAAGAAAGGUACUGAAGAGAAUAGACAGGAUGUAUGUCUCAAUUGGGUGGAUGAGAUUAUCGGUUUCAUCGCUGGUCGUGAAUUCGUUAGAGAGGCAUUCUCACCCGAAGCUAAGGCCGAUGGUGAACAUAUCAUCCGAGCAAUCGUUAAAGCUUUCACCGAAAAGCUUCCUCAUAUCUCAUGGAUGGAUGCAGAAUCAGCUAAAGCCGCUCAAAAGAAAGCUGGAGCUAUCAUACCUAAAAUUGGUUACCCGCUUUCACCCAAUACAACCGACCCUACAAGCUUGCAGAAUUGGUACGGAAGGUUGACGAUUGACGAACGUGAUUUCUUCGGAAAUGUGCUCAGCUCCACUUUACUGGAAGAAACCAGAACAUGGGCGGGUUUAGGAAGGAGAAGGAACAGAGAUUCUUGGGAGAUGUACCCUCAAACUGUGAAUGCUUACUACUCCCCUCCUGAUGGAGAGAUCGUCUUCCCAGCCGGUAUCUUGCAACCACCAUUCUAUUCUCAAUCGUGGCCUGCUCAUCUUCGAUUCGGUGCUUUCGGAGCCGUCGCUGCUCAUGAGCUUACUCAUGCUUUCGACAAUUCGGGUAGUCAAUAUGAUGAAAAGGGUCGGUUGAGAGACUGGUGGACUAAGCAAACGGUCAAAGAUUUCGAAGAGAGAGCACAAUGUGUCGCCAAGCAAUACUCCAAGUACUACGUACACGAUGCUGAUGGCAAGAAAGUAUAUGUCAAUGGUAAUCUCACAAACGGCGAAGACAUCGCGGAUUCGGGACUCGCACAAGCCUUCCUUGCAUGGAAGAACACGGUAUCAGAUUCGAAAUCAAAGGACUCAGAGAAAUUACCAGGACUCAAUUUCUCAGACGAACAAUUGUUCUUCCUUGCUUACGCUAGAGUAUGGGCUCAAUUGACCCGACCUGCAACUGCCGUAUCGAGGAUCAGAACAGAUCCUCAUUCUCCACCCAAUUGGAGAGCAGUAGGAACAUUGAAAAAUCUAGAUGCGUUCCAUAAAGCUUUCGGAUGUAAAGUUGGGAGUGGAAUGAAUCCUCCUAAGAAAGAUCAAUGUGAACUUUGGUAA
Molecule: messenger RNA, 2835 nt
Organism: Kwoniella shivajii
Lineage: Eukaryota; Fungi; Basidiomycota; Tremellomycetes; Tremellales; Cryptococcaceae
Exons: 13
Coding region: 1-2835 (944 amino acids)
Biological process (GO): protein processing
Cellular component (GO): plasma membrane
Molecular function (GO): metalloendopeptidase activity
Source: RefSeq, a predicted model, not a curated record